Messenger RNA from Morchella sextelata, 408 nucleotides. RefSeq lists its product as uncharacterized. Bases 1 to 408 code for a protein of 135 amino acids. The transcript has 6 exons. NCBI's taxonomy places the organism in Eukaryota, Fungi, Ascomycota, Pezizomycetes, Pezizales, Morchellaceae. The record is from RefSeq and is a predicted model, not a curated record.
AUGGGCCCCAGAGAUCUCAAAACAUUUAUACCAUCAAUCUCUUCACAUGCGUGGUGGAGUGAUGCUUCUAGGAACAUAAUCGUACCUGCAACACUCCGGCUUUAUCUUGAAAGCUUGAAAGAAACUUUGACCACUGACGAUCCGAUCCGUCAACUUUCCCCGCAGGUUGAGGCCCUGAGUCUUGGACUUUGGGAUGUAGAGAAACUAGCUAGUAGAGACAUAUGGCUUAUGAUUGCGUGCUUUACCGGAGGUGACAGGAUUAGAACAGCACAGAAACUCCAACCACCGCCCGCACCCGAAAUCAGUAACGCUAGGGGGAGAACGUUGAUAGAGACUGGCACGGUUGAUUCACGUCCUGUCCAUUUCUACGGAAUUCGAUCAAAUCUACACAAUAUCAAUCUGAGCUAG